AUGGAUUCAUCUACAUUUUGUAAUGACGAUGAACAUAUUGAUACUCAUCUGUCCAAAUCACAAUGCCUUGAAAUGUCAUACCAAGAAGCCUUAUCCAACACCAACCUCGUUGUCAAGGAUGAGGGUGCCCGCCGGUUAAGGUUACGAAUCCUUAUGCUGGAGAACGAGAACGACGAUCUGCACGAACAGCUCGCAGUUGGGGACGAUCGGGCUGAUUUGUUGGAACAAAAUAGCGAGGAGUUGCGAGCCCAGCUAGAGCACACACAAGAGGAAGCCCGCCGGCGAGAAACCGAACUGCGAACUCAGACAAGAGAGGUGAACAAUUUACGGGCGGAGGUGGCCUCAAUGAAUGGCGUUACUAUGGAUAGCACAAAAUUAUUGACGGAGAAGUUAUCACUUGCUCGGGAACUUGCGACAUUGAAGCCAGAACUCGAGCACCUCCGUUCACAAACCACCUAUCAGCAGACCAUUUUAUCCGAAAAGCUGGCACUGCAGCGACAGGUCAGUACGCUAGAGGUAGAGCUCGAGACCGAGAAACGAGCUACGAAGCGUGCGGCCCAGAAAAAUGACAACAGCGAGAAGGAGGCGGAGCUCCAUCAUCAGUUGGAUGCACUCCACAAGGACCUGGCACGGGAGAAAAAAGAAGGGGUGAAAGCUCUCAAGGAGCAAGAAAAGGAGCUAAAAGCCUACGAGGCCCGCCAGUCGGUUUUAGAAUGCAAGUUAGAGGAAACAAAAACAAAAUUACGCGCUGCAAAGGAGCAACUCAAAGAAUCCCAGACCGAGCUUAGCCAUAUUCGCACAGAAGCUACAAAAACAGCCAGUCUUCUAGCCAAGGCAGAGGCACAAGCAAGAAAGCCCCGGAAGAGGAGCGUUUUGGAAAUAAGCACAGAUCAAACCAUUGGGACACCCGAUGGAGCGACUAUGGGUGGGAAGCGGUCAGGCCUAAAGAGAGGAAGGAUGGAUCAGACUAUGGUUGGGGAAAAGUCGAUGUUCUCAAUUACCCCAUUCUUGAAUCGCACCCUCAGUAUGGCUCCUGAAGCCUCCACCGAAGCUCCCAAGCCUAAGAUUAUAGAAGAUGACGAGCAAGAGGAAGAUGGACAUGGGGAAGAAGAGAAGGCACCCGACGUGGAAGCCCCAAUAGAGGCACAAAACUCGCAUCAUGACGUCUUGUCACCCACACCUGUGCCUCAACCCAAGGCUAAGAGAAAGAUUGGCAAGAAGACCGCAGAAAGUAACAAGAACGCUCUUGAGGAGGCAAAUCACAAUGUCCAGGCGAAUAAACCCGGUCCGAAGAAGGUACAGAGAUUGAGCAAGUUGGCCGAAAUAACCGAGGAAGACGUUGAUGAGAAUGAACAAGCUGCCCCAAGUGCCUCUGUAUCCCAAAAGCCUACCAUCAAGGCGACGGCUGCGGCAAAAGCGGCCAAGCCGAAACGAUCGAAAGUGCAACUAAAGGAUACGGAAGUCAAAGAUGAAGAACCCAAAAAGAAGAGAAAAAAGUUACUUGGGGCAACGCUCUUUGAUGAAGAUGAUGCUGAAGCUACGAAGCGACCAGCAAAAGUUUCACUUGGCCGCCCAAGAUUGUUAGGAAAGAGUACCGGGGACGUACUUGGUGCUCCCAAAGGCGAAAUGCCCGCAUUUUCACCGUUAAAGAAGGAUCGAAGAGGAGCAGGAGCAAGUUUUCUUGCUUGA
This is a messenger RNA of Venustampulla echinocandica, 1689 nucleotides long. RefSeq lists its product as uncharacterized. The coding region runs from base 1 to 1689 and encodes 562 amino acids. The transcript has 3 exons. The record is from RefSeq and is a predicted model, not a curated record. NCBI's taxonomy places the organism in Eukaryota, Fungi, Ascomycota, Leotiomycetes, Helotiales, Pleuroascaceae.